Messenger RNA from Carassius auratus (goldfish), 8504 nucleotides. RefSeq names its product collagen alpha-1(XXII) chain. The transcript is spliced from 65 exons. Gene Ontology annotation, biological process: extracellular matrix organization. Lineage: Eukaryota; Metazoa; Chordata; Actinopteri; Cypriniformes; Cyprinidae. The record is from RefSeq and is a predicted model, not a curated record. Gene Ontology annotation, molecular function: extracellular matrix structural constituent conferring tensile strength. The coding region runs from base 263 to 5131 and encodes 1622 amino acids.
UCCACAACACUCUGCUCCUCACUACAGGAUUUCUGUGUGUGUGUCUGUGUGUGUGUGUGUGUGUUUCAUCACACCUGUGUAUGACCUUACCUGGAGCUUUAUUUCUGGGAGGAUGCUGUUUUGACACUUCAGGUGUCUGUGAGGUGUGUUACCAGAGGUUAAAGAAGAACUUCUUGUUCCUAUGAAUUGACAGCACAGGAGCAGCAAGUUGAUGAUCAUCGCACCUUAGCAGGAAUAUCAGCAAACAACAGCGGAGAAGGAGAUGAAGUUUCGAUCUGGGGCCAGGAUCUCUUUGGUCCUUACCAUACUGGCUCUGACUCUGUACGGAGGCAGCGUUGAAGGACAAAGGGCAGGUUGCAAGAACGUUCACUAUGAUCUGGUAUUCAUCUUGGACACCUCUUCCAGUGUGGGCAAGGAAAAUUUUGAGAAGAUCAGGCAAUGGGUGGCAAACCUGGUAGAAUCUUUUGAUGUAGGUGCAGAGAAGACACGUGUGGCUGUGGUUCGCUACAGUGACCGUCCCACCACAGAAUUCAACCUGGGCAGGUACCAAACCCUUGAGGAGGUCAAGCGUGCUGCUGGGAACAUCCGUUACCUGGGUGGGAACACCAAAACUGGAGAUGCCAUCAGCUUCACCACCAAAACCAUCUUUACAGAGAGGGCAGGGGCGAGGCCUGUCUCUAAGGGCAUACAGAAAGUGGCAAUCUUGCUAACGGACGGCAGGAGUCAGGAUUUUGUUUUAGAGCCGUCGAUUGCUGCAGCGGCUGCUGGAAUCAGGUUGUUCGCUGUAGGGAUUGGGGAAGCUCUGAGAGAGGAGCUGGAGGAGAUCGCAGCGGAACCCAAAAGUGCUCAUGUGUUCCACGUGACAGACUUUGAAGCCAUUGACAAGAUCAGGGGCAGGUUGAGGAGGAGACUCUGUGAAAAUGUCCUGUGUCCAAACAUGAAAGUCCAGGGAGGCCGGUUCAGACCGAACAGCACAAGUGCUGGACUGACAGAGGUCCCAGGAUUUGAUUUGAUGGAGUACUUCAAUGUCAGAGAUUUUCUUGGAGAAAAAUUUGAGCCAGGUCAGACGCCCUAUGUCCGCCUCGGUACCAUGCCCAUCGUCCAACAAACAGAAGAUGUGUUACCUCAGGGUCUGCCUGAUGAAUACGCCUUUGUGACCACAUUCAAGUUCAGGAAGACCUCUCGUAAAGAAGACUGGUACCUGUGGCAGGUCUAUGACAAAUACGGCAUCCCACAGGUCUCCAUCCGUUUGGACGGGGAGAACAAAGCAGUGGAGUACAACGCUGUGGGCCUGACGAAGGACGCGGUCCGAGCCGUCUUUAAGAACCCAGAGGUGGAAGAUCUGUUUGACCGUAACUGGCAUAAGAUCGGCAUGAGGGUGGACUCCAAGUCAGUGUCCCUGUUUCUGGACUGCAAGCACAUUCAGACGCUGCCCAUAGAGGAAAGAGAAGAUAUCGACAUCCAGGGAAAGACUGUCAUCGGCAAGAGACUCUAUGACAGCGUUCCCAUUGAUUUUGACCUCCAGAGGAUGGUGAUCUACUGUGAUGGUAAACAGUCUGAGCAGGAGACGUGUUGCGAUAUUCCUGGUGGCCCAUGUGAACAGUCUCUGGUGACUGAAGCCCCUCCACUCCCGCUGCCCACCCCAAAACCAACAAGUGCUGAGCAGAAGAAACCAGCCGAUGUCAACUGCUCCUGUCCUGCAGGGGAAAGGGGUGAGACAGGUCUACCAGGUGCCCUGGGGCCCAAGGGUGAAAAGGGGGAUCCUGGUCUUAAAGGGGCAGAAGGACCACCAGGAUACAAAGGGCAGAAAGGAGAACGUGGCCAGGCUUUCUCUAUCAAAGGUGAUAGAGGAGAGAAGGGGGACAGCGGCGAGCGCGGUGAACCUGGAGCCAGAGGAGAAAGAGGAGAAAGAGGAUCAGACGGUUUACCCGGUCUGGGUGGGAAACACGGAGAUAAAGGAGAGAGAGGUGAGAAGGGAGUUGCAGGUGAAGCUGGGUUUCCUGGACCUCUCGGACCAAAGGGUAUCCAAGGCGAUGCUGGUCCACCUGGAGCACCGGGUGCUCAAGGGGUGUCUGGUGUCACUGGAGUUAAAGGAGAUAAAGGAGCUUCCGGAGAAAGGGGUGAUCCAGGUUUAGACGGGUUCCCAGGGAAACCAGGUUUUCCAGGAAAAGACGGUCCUAGGGGGCUGAUUGGUGCUCCUGGUGCAAGUGGAGUCAAAGGAGAGAAGGGUGAACGAGGUCCUGCUGGAUUACCUGGCGAUGCGGUCCAGCUGGCAGGACUGAAGGGGGCAACUGGUAUCCCUGGUGAACGAGGACCCCCGGGAGCGGACGGCCCCCCUGGACCUCCUGGCCCACCUGGACCUGCAGGUUUGCCCGGUGUGCCGGGUGAGAAUGGACAAAGGGGUAAAAAGGGGGAUGCAGGAUUGCCGGGAGUUGAUGGUCUUCCAGGACCACCUGGCCCUCAGGGGCCUUCUGGGCCUCCCGGGAGCCCUGGGCAAACAGGACCUCCAGGAUUACCUGGUGAAAUCGGCUUCUCAGGAAAACCAGGAGAAGCAGGAAAACCGGGCCUUCCAGGAAAAGAUGGAUCAGAUGGUUUCCCUGGAAACGACGGCGAGAAGGGGCAGAGAGGUGAACCCGGACAGGACGGCUUCCCUGGAAAACCAGGACCUAAGGGAGAUGAAGGUCCUCCAGGACCACGAGGACCUCCUGGUGAACGGGGAGAGCCUGGUUUGCCUGGAGAAGUCGGCACAAUAGGACCCAAAGGAGAGAGAGGAGGCCAAGGAGAGAGAGGAAAAGAUGGAUUUUCUGGCCCGAAAGGAGAGAAAGGAGACAAGGGUGAGAUUGGCCCCAGGGGUCCAGCCGGGGUCCCAGGCAAUGUGGCCAAUGUGAUUCCUGAACCUGGUGAACCGGGUAAGCCGGGAGAGAAGGGAGAGAAAGGAGAUCAAGGAAAACCAGGCGAGAUGGGUCAAAGAGGACUUCCUGGAGAGCAGGGAUUCAGAGGACAAGCAGGAUCUGUGGGCCUUAAGGGGGAUUCUGGUGAAAAAGGAGAGGCAGGGAGAAACGGAGACCCAGGUCCACCUGGAUUGAUGGGCCCUCAGGGGCCUCGGGGGCUUCCAGGCAAUGUGGGUAUUCCAGGCAGCAUUGGUCCACCUGGGAUCGCUGGACAGAGAGGAGAGAAGGGAGAUGCUGGUAAAGAUGGUUCAUCUGGACCCCCUGGUCCACCCGGUGAGCCUGGUUUAAGAGGAGAAAUUGGUUUGCCAGGAAAAGGCAAAGAGGGUCCAAAGGGAGAUUCUGGAGCUCCAGGUCCUGCCGGACCUCCCGGACUGAAGGGUUUGCCUGGUCCACAAGGAAUGCAAGGGAUGCCUGGAAACAGAGGACCACCGGGAGAGGGAACCACUGGACCCCAGGGACCUCCCGGACCUGCAGGGCCACCAGGACCAGCGGGUUUGAGAGGACCUCCAGGAGUGAGCGGACCAGAGGGACCCGCGGGACACAAUGGUUUACCAGGAAGACAUGGAGAGAAGGGCAAUCCUGGAGAACCAGGAAAAGCUGCAGAUAUUUCUGAUCUGAACCUUAAGGACAUUUGUUCAGAUUGCCCCCCUGGACCAGCAGGACAGCCAGGUAUACCAGGACCUCCAGGUGAACAAGGUCUUACUGGACCACCUGGGAAAAAUGGACAGGAUGGAUAUGCGGGUCCUCCAGGACCAACAGGGCCUGCAGGACCACGUGGUGCUGAUGGAGCCAAGGGGGUCAAAGGUGACAGAGGUCCAUCAGGAGUUCCUGGAGAUAAAGGUGAAAAGGGCCCCCCAGGACCUCCUGGUUAUCCAGGGGCGGCAGGAGCUAUGGGUCAACCUGGUAAUGAUGGAAACCCUGGACCUAUUGGACCACCUGGAGCUCCUGGAGAAAAGGGAAAAGAAGGGCUUCCGGGAAUCCAGGGACCACCAGGUCUGCCAGGUCUAAUGGGUCUGAUGGGUAAACCUGGAAAGGAUGGAAGACCAGGAGAAACAGGAGAGCCGGGUAAACAGGGAGAGCCAGGACCACCAGGAAGAGACGGGCUCAGAGGAAUGCCUGGUUUCAAAGGUCACAGCGGGGAACCAGGACCACCAGGGUCAAAGGGUGAAGAUGGAAAACAGGGUGUUCCUGGACGUGAGGGUCCAUCAGGGAAAGACGGUAAAACCGGACCACCGGGGCCAGAGGGCAUGAGAGGACCACGAGGAGAAACCGGUCAGCAUGGAGAACCAGGACCAGCAGGCAAGCCUGGAUCUCAGGGAAAUCCUGGUCAGCCAGGACACAAAGGUGAAGCAGGGAGUCCAGGAUUACCCGGCUUCUCAGGUCCAAAAGGGCCUUCGGGUCCACCUGGUCCGAUUGGCCCAGAAGGCAAACAAGGCAUGUCAGGAAAACCAGGAGACAGAGGACAAAAGGGAGAAAAGGGUGAUAAUGGAAUAAAAGGAGACAAAGGACCUGUGGGAGAUCCGGGCAUUCCAGGUAACCCUGGGAUUCCUGGCAGGAAGGGUCACACAGGAAUGAUGGGCAUGUCGGGACCCCCAGGGGAAGUGGGUCCCGCUGGGCCGCCUGGUUCUCCAGGACACCCAGGCCUUCCAGGUCUCCGAGGUGAGACGCCAUCACUGGAACAAAUGCGGCGGCUUAUUCAAGAGGAACUCGCCAAACAGUUGGAUGCUAAGUUAGCUUACCUCAUGGCUCAAAUGCAGCCUGCGCAUAUCAAGAGCUCAGCUGGCCGCCCCGGUCCACCUGGACCAUCAGGUAAAGAUGGACCUCCUGGCCGACAGGGUCCACCUGGAGAGCCUGGAAUACCUGGACAAAAUGGAGCAGAAGGAUCCAGAGGUCCAGUUGGUCCUAAAGGUGAACGAGGUGCAAGAGGUGAAAAGGGAGAGGACGGUGUUGGACAGAGAGGAGAGCCUGGUCCAAUUGGUCCCAUGGGUCCUGCAGGUAUGCCGGGAUAUGGAAAAGACGGCCUUCCUGGAGCCGCAGGGGCUCAGGGAGAGCCUGGUAAUCCUGGUCCUCAUGGUCAGCCCGGACCUCCUGGACCGACAGGGCAGUGUGACCCCUCACAAUGUGCUUACUAUGCCAGUCUGGCAUCAAGACCUCAUACCAAAAACGUCAAGGGGAAUUAAUACACCCCUCACUGUCCUGGGCUAACCACCUAUUUAUGAACUUGGAAAUUCAAGCCAAGAUCAUGUUCUUUAACAUCAGGAGAGCUACUGAGUCUGAGGGGUGAGUGAAUGUGUGUUUAUAUGUGUUUGCCAGAGGCUUUCCACUACAGUUAAUGUGUUCUUUAACCCUGAGUUAAGGCCACUUUUAAUCCUGGGUUAAGCAACGUUUCACACUUUAGGUUUUGAAAAGGUGUUAGCAUGUAGCAUUAGCACUUUAAACAUGGGUUAUGAAUCCUAGUGAAGUCUGAUUUGAGGUGCUGAAGGGAUAAAAUGUUGAAUCAAUGCUAGACUAUUAGGAUCACACAGCCAUUAUUUACAGGUUUAUUUUUUUUGUGUCAUUAAAUAAGAGAAGUAUAAACAUUUAGUUUCAGUGUCUGAGAGAAAGUUAAACAUGCUAAAAUGAGGCAGAAAUAAUUAACAAAACAUGUUGAGUACUGUAUUUCAAUGCCCAAUCAAUCAAUGUAUUUUACCUCAUAAAAAUGUAAACCCAGGAUUGAUUGCUAACUCAGUAUCGUGUGAAUCGUAUUAUCCCAGGGUUAAAAAUGGCCCUUGGUUAACAGUUUUAAGUGUGAAAAGCCCACUAGCGUCCUGCCGGUCAGAGUUGGUUAUGAUUUGUAUUUAUUUUUUUAAUUAGAGGAGGGGUGGGUGGGUUUUUUAGUGAGUUUAAGCUCUAGGUCAUUUACUUCAAGUCAAGACAAUCAAAGCUUUCCGUGGAGCAGGAUGUGAAAGAGAUAUUUACUUCCCAGACUUCCCAGAUCUCAUAGUAACACAGUCGAGGUUGUGCCGCCCACACUCAAGUUCUGCUGACGGUGUUUACUGCGGACAUCGAUCUAUUGUUAGUGAUGUCUGUAGCAGGUCAGGAUGUGCUUAUGAAGUCUGGGGAAUUCUCUACUUGAGUUUUAUUGAUGAAGCACUCCGUUGCUCUGGGAAAACACACAGCGGGACUCUUUUCCACUCUUCAAUAGAAAAACUCAUUCGAGGUCCUGGAGGUGAUGGAGAAAUGUAUUUCUGCUCUUUUUAGUCUACGUUUUGUAAGAUAUAUCUCUUUUGUAGCCAUGCAUCAGAUAAGUAACGUGCAGUUUUUUCAUUUUGGAUCAUUAAACUUUUGUUUGUGAUGACUGAAAGGCAGCUGCUCAAUGCAAUGCCUGUUUGAUAGAUUAACACAGCUUGUUUGUCAUAAAAACACUUACCAGAAAUGCUGUCACUGCAUAAUUACACAUGACUGAUGCCUCUCAUAAUGUAUUUGUAAUAGGUUUGUGUAGCACUUUGCUUUAAAACACCAUUGCAUUUGUUAUUAUGGAAGUUCCAGAACACAAAGUCCUAAUUAAAGCAGAACUAUCAUUUGUGGCACUAAAGCGUUCAGAUGGAUCGAUCCUGUAGAUUGCUCCCAUGCAAGCCAAUUAAAGUCAUUGAAAGAGAAGAGACUGCUUCAGAACGAACUAAACUCUUUUCAGUCCACAAACAGGGACGCAAUUCAUCUUCAACUGACGGGCAUUGUAGUCAAGGAUAGAUUGCUGUUAGAAGGCUUUUGAGCAUUUCGUUGGUUUUGAGUUCACUUACCUGAAAUUGUAAUAUCCAAAAGAAACAAGAUUGACUUUUUAGUCUUAUUGCCCAAAUGCUACUUGUUUUUUUCUUUAAAGAACUGUUCUGUUUUCCCUUAAAAUCAUGUUAUCCUUGAAAGGAAUUUUCGGUAUCAUAAGUAUUAUUUUUUGAAUGAAAUAACUGACCUCUUCCCUUGUAGAGCUUUUACCCUCUGAUCAUCAGGUUUUUUUUUUGUUUUUUUUUUUUUGCAAAAGCUUUUUCUUAUUUUAUACAGACAUUUUAUUUUAUUUGAUCUUAUUUUAUCCCUAUACUUACCCGACAGAUAAGUGUCUCUGUGAAAGAUGGAGUUGUCUGUGCACAUCUUACAGCAUCAUUAGUGCAUAAGAAUGUGUGGAUUAAUCAUAUUCUAAUGCAAAACCAGAUGUGAUACUGUAAAGGCUAUGAUAGGCAAUGAAAGACAAUGACCAUGAUAAAGCUUAGUAAUCAGUAUUAUAAUCUUGCUUUUUUAUUAUUAUUAUUGUUUGUGCAUCUUUGCCCUGCCUUCACAAAUCACAUUCAAGAGAUGACGUUUUGAUGUAUCAUUUUGAAAAGCUUAGCUUAUUUCUGAUGCAAAUCUAUGUAAAUUAUGCUUUUUUGAUUCAAACCACAGAAAUCAUGUUUUCCUCCACUUUAUUCAGAUAUGGUUACUUUUUGACUUUGUAUCCUCCUGUUAGUUUGGCUUCUUCAGGCCGCUAAUGACUGUAUUUGUUUUUUCCAGAGCAGUUUGCAUUAAAUUAUUCUAAUGAACUGCAGGUGCAGGUGAUGUAAAAAAAGUAUAAUUUAUGCAUGAUAUAUUUCACUUGUUUAUACUGAUUCUCUGGUGCUACGGUUAAUCUUAUUUAGGUUGAUGUAUAUGUGUGUGUGUGGGGCGAGUGUGUGUCUUAAAGUCUGGAUCAGGUCCAUUUUCUAAGAUCGGGUUGUUAUUGUGAGGAAAAAAAUCUGUUAUUAAGUUUAUACCAUAUACAGUGUUCUUCAGUAAUGAAUUUACAAGUUUGCAUGUUUUAUUCCUGAAACAGUCUAUAAUGAAUCAUCAAUUGUAUUAACUAAUAUAAAAUGAUUAUUUGGUACGAUAACUUCCAUAUGUCCAUGCAGAUUUUUAGUCUGAAAAGGUUUCAUUUAAAAAAAGGCAAUUUUCAUUUCUGUAACUCUUCUUAAUUGUAAAACACAAUACGACUAAUAUUGUAAGAUUUGUAAGAAAUAAGAUUUUUAAAACCUUCAUUUUUUUUUUUUUUUUGUAGUAAUGCACUUACAAUUGACUUAAUAAAAAUUUGUGCUAAAAACACUUUUUCACCAAUUGUGCAUAUUUGUCUGUUGAACUAUUCUGUGGAAAACAAACAAUGCAGUCACUUGUUUUUAAACCCUACAUAAGGGGAAAUUGGUUUCUGUUGUAGAUGACAAUUUGUUAUAGAUGCUGUAUGUGGAUUUUAAGGUGUACUGAACCUUACAUGAUUACGUGCCAAUAAAAUCAUCAUUCUGGAAUAGUUCCUUUUCAUCGAUCUGUAUUUAUAAUAAUCUUGAAAAUGACCCUAAAAUAUGUAGUGGACAACCAACUAAGUUAACUACUGAUUUUAAGAUAAAAACAAUCUAAAUAAAACACCUGAACAGUAAAAAGUACUUUGUUUACCUGCAUGUGGUUGUGACUAUAAAUUGACUUAAUUGUAAAUGUGUCAUUUCAAUUAUUGAAAUAACUUACAUUUUUGACUUCGCCCCUGAGAUUUUAAAUUGACGGAGAUCAGCGGACAUGCAUGUGUGG